AGGGGGAAGGAGAUGUUUUGAUGGUUUGUAGGUGUUCAUGUGAUAGAUGUCAACAUUUUUGUUCUGAAAUUCAAUGUUUAAUCAUAAAUAUAACUAUAUUCAGGAAUCAAGCGUAGCUUCUGGUAGACGCUAUGUUGGUAUACACGCUUCACAGAGCUGACAUGUGCAGAACAAUGUAAUGAAUGAAGACACAGGCACUUGAAAGCGUGUCCUUGGGUUUGCCUCGGAACUGCCAUGAACCGGCGUGGAGACGGGCGGGCCCAGAGACGCAGUGAGCGCAACACCCGACAGACUCGGGGAAGGAAGAGGCUUCCUGAGGAUGCUGAUAAUAUUAGUCUUACCAACAAUGAGUCAUCAUCAGCCCCACCUGCUCCACCCUCUACAACACAGCGACUCUCACAUGAACAGAAGAAUGACACUGAUGUUGCUGUUCAUCACAAUUCUGUAUCUUUAAGAAAUUUGACAUCAGAAGCAACAAUAAUCAGCACUGCAAAUACUUCAAACACAACUGUGAGUGCAUAUGGAAUGAAUACAGAAGCUAGCAUGCAUGAAAAGAGAGAAAUGUCUGACCACUUUGGACGAUAUGAUGGGGGUGGAGCUCCAGGUGGGGAAGAAACCUCACAAGUACAGGGGUUUCAAAACGUUUUAUCACUAGGUUCAAACUUAAAUAGGCCUGCUAACAAUUGCAUGGCAUCAACUACCAACAGUGUGUCAAAAACCGUUAGUGUAAAUAAAGAAACUGCUACAGCAGUAAGUGCUAGAAAAUUGCCAAAAAAGCGUAAAUUUGAUCCUUCUGAGCUAGAGGAGCUAGAGAAGACAUCAACAGACAACCGUUUUCAGAAUCAGAACAAUAGUGUGGUUGUAUGUGCAAAUUUAACUCCUCCAUCACAAAGUGUAGUAGUGAUGCCUCCGCAGGCAGCAGCCGUGGACUAUUCAUAUGUGAGCUCCGUACCCAAACAGUCUGAAAAUCUCCAUGUACCACAGCAUAUGGCACAGCAGAGUCGAAUGUCUUCCAUUGAUACGCUCAUGGAUACUGUGAUAGAGAAUCAAAUUCCUCAUCAGCCUGAGAACAUGAGAGUGCUUCGGUCAGAUGGAAGUAACUGCAUGCCUGUAUUAAACAUAGACAGUAGUUUAAUUGUGGGGUCUAGAAAGCAUGUGCAGAUGUCGGGAAGAAGUGAUAUUGACCUUCGUGAAUGGCAGGGUAAUCAUGUGUUGGCCAAGAAAGACAAAAGAUAUCUUCCUGGUGUUAUUCAACGGGCUGAACAUACAGGAGAAGUGUGGGUGAAUUUUGAUUAUGAUAAUGAGGUAGCUGCUUUUACAGAUGUACUGGGUUCAGGUAAAUAUGAUGUAAUUGGAGAUGCAAGCCCUUCAAUGGGGCAGGUACAAGUUGGGGCACGUGUAUGUGUUCGUGCUGCGGAUCCCAUGGUCAAUCAUCGUGUUUUCUUCGAGGGAGUUGUGUAUAAAAUCUUGUCACCACCAGUACAGUAUUUAGUAAAGCUCAUUGGUGGACAGAGUCAGGAAGUCCUGGUUAAAAGAGCAGAUCUUCGGCUGUUAUUGCCACCAUGGUGGGAUGAGCUAGAAUGCCUGAAAGAUGGUCCUCAUCCUGUAAUCACUAGCAAUGGCAGUAGUAAUGGCAGAGUUUAUCUGCCCAAUUCAAAUGGACAGCUUCAACAGCCUUCUGUGUUACACACACAUCAACCCACUCCACCUCAUCCAGUCCCUCUGCAGCUUCAUCAUGUGCCCACACUGCAGCCUGCUGAUGCCAGCAACUACUAUCGCAGUGCUGCCACAUCUCCUCUUCACAGCAUGACAACUCCAGUCAGCAUUCACUCAACCAGCACAGCCCUAUCAAAUGGCAGUGCAGAUGAUCUCCGGCGACGUCAGUAUGAUGAUUUCUGUGAAAGUGAUGAUGAUCUCCGUAAAGAAGAUAUUCUUUUUUCAUUAGACACAGAUGGUGGAAAGCUGUCAGGCAGCAGUAAGCGUAGCAGCAUGCAGAGUCGAGGCAGCACUUCCAGUUUGGUGGAGCAGAGGAGCAUCACCCCUCGCUCACAACCAGCCACCCCAAGGUCUCAAGCUGCUACGCCUCACAAAUACAGAAAAGGUGAUGUGGUGUCCACACCAAGUGGGAUCAGAAAGAAGUUCAAUGGGAAACAGUGGAGGAGGUUAUGUUCUAAGGAUGGGUGUACCAAGGAAUCUCAGAGGCGGGGCUACUGCUCAAGACAUCUUAGUCUUAAAGGAAGCAGUCUUCGGGCUGGCCCAGCCAAUUUCCCAAGGAGUAGUAAAGGCAUUGGCAGAGACAAUGAAGGAGAAGAGACAUCACGUGAUUCUGAUACGUCUCCCAACUAUGGGGACCGAAGAAUAGCUGGGCGUUUUGAUCAAGAAGAGACUGAAGCAGCAAAUAUGCUUGUUUCCCUUGGCAGUUCUCGAUCAGCAACCCCUGCAUUCUCUUCUCCAACGGGUCAUGCCUCAUCCCCAUCCAUCGCCCAGUCUCCUAUCACAGUGGGGCCACGUCAGAAUGUGUUUAUGCCAAUUGCAAGCCCUGCAGCUCAGAGUCAAGUUCAUUUGCCUGGAACUAAUGCAGCAUGUGCAAACACUCUAGUGUCUCCAAGUCACAAUAAAUGGAAGCAACAAUCUUCACCUGUCCCACCACACUUCAUGGUCACACCUUACCAUCAGCAGCAUGUCAUCAGGCCAGAGUUGUUACGUCCCAGUCAGGUAGUCCAGCCGUCUCCACCCAAUCCUCCACCUGUUACUUCACAUCCUCCUGGGAUGGCAACAAGUGUCAUUCGAAUUUCACCAAAUCCAGCACGAGGAGGUCCUGUAACUGCUUCUUCUAUUGCAAGUUCUCAGCAGCAGCAACAUGCAUCAUGGCGAGUAGAAAGCCCUGGUGCUGCUUCAUAUGGUGAAGUUACAAGUCAGCAGCCAAUCAACCCGUUCCCUUCUGUUGUAACUUCUGCCAGUCAGCAACAUCAUCAGCAUCAACAAGGGCUGAUUCUUCAGCAGGCACUAACAAACACUACAGACAUGCACUCCAGUAGUCAGCACCAUGUUGAGGGGCCUAGACCUGAAUAUCCACAUCAGCACAUUAGGGUACUGAAACCUCCCCCCCAGCAGCACAGUGUAACUUUAAUGCAGAUGCCAAAGAAUGAACUUAUGGACUGUUCUCCUGGAGGAAAUAUAAGUUCCAGUGGUGGGAACACUUUGUAUUUAGUUCCACAUCAGUCUUCCCCACAAGAGAAAAAGUUUGUUGUGAUAAAAAGUGAUGGAGAUCUGGAUAAAUUUCCCACUGCUGUGAUGGUGAAUCGUAUUCCGGCAGCUUCCAGCACUAGCUCUCUGCCACAAUCAGUGGUUGUGGAUAAAACUCCAGCAUCUGUACUGCAGCAGGCUGGUAGGAUUGGCCUCCAUAUGUCAACAUCACAGGCAGCUUCUCAACCCAUAGAAGUGGUUAAACAGCCUGCUGACAGCAUGACAGUGGAACAGCAACAUCAGCAGACUAAUAACAGCCCUGCCACCCCUACAACAGUCCUACAGCCAAACAACAUGUUCCAUCCUGUAAUAGUGGAACCCACACAACUUGUCCCUGUUCUGCCACUUGCACAAAAGAGGCCAGAUGCAAGGGAAAAGAAUGGUGUGCUUGCAAUAAACAGCUCCCAGUCACUGCCAGUAUAUUCAUGGAAUUCACUGGUUCCGCUGCUGGCAGCGACUCAGUGCAGCACAUCCCCACCUCUGUCAUCGCCAACAACUCCACACUCUGCACCACCUGUCUCUGGAGGAGUUACUGGUGCUAGUGUUAGUGGUGCAGUUACUGCAGAACCAAGGCACAGUGAUGAUCUUGAAGGUGAAAAUAUGGACCUUCAAGGUGGGGAUGAGGAUGACGAUGUGUUUGAACCAGAAGGACCUACUGAGCCUGGUGUCUUAGAUGCAGCUGCUGCAGGCAAGCGUAGAACACAGUCACUAAGUGCUCUGCAGAGCAGCAAGGAGCCCCACAGCCCUCAGAAGGUAAAGGAGCGUGACCGUAUUCGCCGUCCUAUGAAUGCCUUCAUGAUAUUCAGUAAACGUCAUAGAGCUUUGGUUCAUCAGCAACAUCCAAAUCAAGACAAUCGAACUGUGUCAAAAAUCUUGGGUGAAUGGUGGUAUGCUCUUAGAACAGACGAGAAGCAGAAAUAUCAUGAACUGGCAUCAGAGGUAAAAGAGGCUCAUUUCAAAGCUCACCCAGACUGGAAAUGGUGUAGUAAAGAUAGGCGUAAGUCAUCUACUAGUUCUUGUAAAGGAGAACCACGGGGGAAACUGGGCUCAGUGGAUGAAGGCACCGAAGGUGGUUCCCAGCAGGCCAAUGGAGGAAGUGAGGGUGCACAACCUUCAUCUCAGAGCCCUGGUCCUUCUUUGCCAGAUGCUCAACCCCAUUUAAGUGAUAACAGUAUACAGCAGGCCUCAACAAGUUAUUCAACACAAGAGGAAGAUCCCCAAGCAAAUAUUGAGGGUGUGGAACAGCAGGGAUUAAAGCUGCAGCAUAAGAUUGAAGCUGAAGAGAAUCAAGGUGAUCGAAUACAUGGGCAAGCUGAGGAUGAAUUCUCAGAUGAAGACCAAAUGGUGAUAUGUGAAGAUCCACAACCUGAAAUUGAUCUCAAGUGCAAGGAGAAAGUAAAUGAUUCUGAUUCAGAGUCACAGAGUGAUUUGGAACCACUGAUAGAGAAUAAAGCAUUCCCCCAACAGAGGUUCAGCCCAGUGUCAGGCAUCAAGACUGGUACGGGUGAGGUGACCUGCCGUCCGAAACCAAUUAAAGCAAGAUUGCCCUCAGGCAAUAUGGAGGCUGGAUCUAAGUUUCAUCAUGGUGCUGGAGAGAAAAGUGGAUCAGUAGGUGUCUUGUCUUACCCAUACCAUUCACCUGUAAAUCCCAUGGGAAUAUCAGGAUUCCAGCCAACAGGUGGUGGAGCAUUCAAGACAAUGCCGGUAUCACCAAAGAUUGUAAAGAAUUUGACUGAACAGCAGGUGCCACCACCAGUGUCACAAGUGAACUCCAAAAUCAGUGAUACAGAACAGAGGAUCUCAAAUGUAUCAUCAGGUUGGAAUGCUAGUGUAGUGACAUCUAUGACAACAUCCCGUUCAUCAGCUCCUGUUGGAAGCAUUGUGAAUAUUAUCACAACAGCAAGCACUCAUAAUCCAGGCGAGAACAAUCGGCACUGGAUGAAGAGUGCUUCAACUUCUACAUCUUCUGAACUUGCACAUUCCCAGACCAAUAGUGUGGCGAAACCUACCACAGUUACCAUUCUCCAGCAAUCUGUUCCUGCUCAGCAUCAGCAGCAGAGGUUUGAGACACAGCAGCAGCAUUUGGUCAGUAGACCAAUACCAGCCCCUUCCACAUCACAGUCACAAACACAUUUAGUCCCUACCUCCACUGCUGCCUCAUACCAGGCACAACCUUUAACUCUAUUUCUUAGCCCCACCACACUUACUCCUACUGCUGCAACACUUAGCCUUACUGAUUCAGGACCCUUCACAAACCUCCUCCUGAAAACUGGUACUCGCAGCAUCAACUUAGAGGUGGAGCACCCUUCCUUACAUCAGCCACAACAGGGCGUCAGUGGUGGAACUCAAACAUCUUCGGCCACUGAGACAGUGCAAUAUUUGGUUCCCUCAGUGACUGUACAAGGUGGACGUCUUCAGAAUGUUUACCUCCCACAUACAAGCUUCCAGGUGCCAAUUCAAGAUUCAAGUGGACACAACAUUUCCUUACACCAAGCAGCUCCAUUACAACUGGUGCACUCAAAGCCAAUGGAUCCACCCACUGUUAUAGUCAGUAAACCAUACAGUGUAGCGCAGUCAGCAGCAACCCAAGCUGUUAGCUACAGCCAUAGUACAAGGACUGGUAUGUAUCAUCAUGAAGAAAAUGUUGGAAGGCCUCUUCAGUCACUGAGCACCAAUCAAAAUGAUUCUUUGCAUGAAGAUAGGGUCACUCAAGUUGGACCAAACUGCCAAAACAAUCAAUACUAUGCAGGGGUUGUGAGUCGUAAGCUUGAUGUUCUAAACAGUGACCGAGAAAGACACGAUGCUGCAAAGACUAUGUUAGCAGUUGCUGGUGAAAAAUCAAGUGAGGAUAAUGAAAUCUCCAGUGGUACCAAAGAUAAGGUUAACAUUUCCAUGCCCCCAACAUCUGUGGCUGUUGCCUUCCAUGACCAGAAUGUGGAGGCAUCUCCACGCAAUCCUCGUCCUGCAUCCCCUUCUCGAGGUGACAGUUAUUCUGUGAUUGAAUCACCAAUUCCCUCUUCAUCUGCCUCACAAAAUGAUCAUGCUGUAGAGGAAAACCAAACUUUCAUCCUGGCCCCUACUCCAGCUCAGUUGGGCAGAGCACCCCUACAACGUAGACAAUCCAUGGCUGUUUCCACAUGUGUCAUCAACUCUAGCAGUGAGAGCAUAGUUAUGACCCAGAGUGUUGGAGGUACCACAUGUGCUAGCUCAAGUAGUUCUGGCUCUGGAGGUGGAGGAGAGGAUGAGUCAAGGUCAGAAGGUGGUAGUUGCAGUAACGGUAGUCAACAGCAAGCUCCAGUUCCUUCUUCUCCCUCAACUAGGAAGAGCUUCUUCAAGAAGAAUGUAGAAGAUGGUAUGGAUAGGGUUUUGGAAACUGUUAAUUUUGAAAAGAAGUUCUCCUCCUUGCCUGAAUUCAAUCCCCAGGAGUGUCGGUCACCAAUUGCAAUCUCUGUGCCAUCAAGUCCUCGCGUAGUGUUUGUCCAGAAUUAUCGCAAGAAGCCACCCAGACCAGCCAAUUCUGAGGAGGAAGCAGAUUCUGAACCUGCUUCAGCAGCACCAAAAUCUGCUAAACUGAUUGGCAGCACUUUCUUUGGACCUGAUUUCAAUCUUGAUGCAUUCCGAGGGUCAGAGGUAAGUGACGGUGGAGAAGCAAGCUCUCCCCGCACACCUAAGACACCUGGGGGUAAGGAUCAAGAGAAAGGACAUCGCCGAAUAUUAGAACAGCGACGCCAGCUUGUCAUGCAGCUGUUCCGUGAUCAUGGUUUCUUUCCUUCCACACAAGCCACUUCCGCCUUCCAGGCUGCCCAUGUUGAUAUCUUCCCAAACAAAUCAAGUCUGCAGUUGAAGAUUCGAGAGGUUCGCCAAAAGGUAAUGGCCCAGAACAGCUUGACUCCAAUGACUCCAGGUGGAUCAGCUAGUCCAAUGGCUUCUGGCACUGAUUCAGCUGCAACAACACCAGGGUCAUCUACCAUGCCACAUUCAGUCAACUUGGUCAACACUGCCAACAAUCCUGUGUCCAUCCCUGCCUCCUCAAGCAGCUAGCUGCCGCUCCAGCCCUGCCAUUUUGGGACCAACUUCAAUGGGCAAUACCAUCACCUGGUAUUCAAACAGUAAAAAGAGGAUUCUUUUUAAGAAACCAUUGCAAAUAUGAAUUUUUCAAGGUAUGUGAAUGUUAUAAAUACAGAUUUAUAGGACUCUUUGGCACACAUACCACAGGAACAAAAUGAGCAAUAGAUCCCAGAAAAUAAGUUGUUUUAUGAAUAUAUUCGUUUAACCGUUGAAAAUUUUUGUUAUGGUAUUUGUUGAGGAUUGCCAUUAUUUCAGAUUUUAUGGUUUUAGGUUACUUGAACCUAUAUAGGUCUAAAAUGAAACAUAGAAUACUGAGCAGUGAAAGAGGUUCAUGUUAACAUACUUGCAUUCUAGUAACAGAAAAGAAAAAUUAUUGAAUAAGGUAGCUUAUAAGUCAUUUUUAAAACAAUUUGUGAAGUCAUGACUUAAAACUCUGUAUUUAAAAAAAUACACUUGAUGUUAGCCAUUGAAUGAUAUUUACCUGAUGGAAGUCUCAUGGAGCAUGCAAAACAUGUUACAAGAUUCAAAUUGCAGUAUUUUAUCCUUAAAAUAAGGAAAUAGUGAUUCUUCCUUCCUUCUUUACUGAUCAUUAUAACUAGAAGUUUCAAGGGAUGGAAAGGUUUACAUGAU
Cryptotermes secundus is the source of this 7944-nucleotide messenger RNA. RefSeq names its product protein capicua homolog (gene cic). Gene Ontology annotation, biological process: regulation of transcription by RNA polymerase II. The record is from RefSeq and is a predicted model, not a curated record. The coding region runs from base 235 to 7287 and encodes 2350 amino acids. The transcript has 25 exons. Gene Ontology annotation, cellular component: nucleus. Gene Ontology annotation, molecular function: DNA-binding transcription factor activity, RNA polymerase II-specific; RNA polymerase II transcription regulatory region sequence-specific DNA binding. NCBI's taxonomy places the organism in Eukaryota, Metazoa, Arthropoda, Insecta, Blattodea, Kalotermitidae.